AUGCAGCGUGAACCUCCGAAGAAGAAGCAGGAGAAGAAGGUGGAAAAGCGGCUUUUUGACGCCACAUCCUUCGGGAAAGACCUGCUGGCAGGCGGGGUGGCGGCGGCUGUGUCCAAGACGACGGUGGCGCCCAUCGAGCGUGUGAAGCUGCUGCUGCAGGUGCAGGCGUCGUCCAAGCAGAUCAGCCCCGAGGCGCAGUACAAAGGCAUCGUGGACUGCCUGGUGCGGAUUCCCCGUGAGCAGGGUUUCCUCAGUUACUGGCGUGGCAAUUUGGCAAAUGUUAUCCGAUAUUUUCCAACACAAGCUCUAAACUUUGCUUUCAAAGACAAAUACAAACAACUGUUCAUGUCUGGAGUUAAUAAAGAAAAACAGUUCUGGAGGUGGUUUUUGGCAAACCUGGCUUCUGGUGGAGCUGCUGGGGCAACAUCCUUGUGUGUAGUUUACCCACUAGAUUUUGCCCGAACCCGAUUAGGUGCUGAUAUUGGAAAAGGUCCUGAAGAGCGACAGUUCAAGGGUUUAGGUGACUGUAUUAUGAAAAUAGCAAAAUCAGAUGGAAUCGUUGGUUUAUACCAAGGGUUUGGUGUUUCAGUUCAAGGCAUCAUUGUAUACCGAGCUUCUUAUUUUGGAGCUUAUGACACAGUUAAGGGCUUAUUACCAAAACCGAAAGAGACACCUUUUCUUGUCUCCUUUUUCAUUGCUCAAGUUGUGACUACGUGCUCUGGAAUACUCUCUUAUCCCUUUGACACAGUUAGAAGACGUAUGAUGAUGCAGAGUGGUGAGGCUGAACGGCAAUAUAAAGGAACUUUAGACUGCUUUAUGAAGAUAUACCAACAGGAAGGAAUUGGUGCAUUUUUUCGUGGUGCCUUCUCCAACAUCCUUCGUGGUACAGGGGGUGCUUUGGUCUUGGUAUUAUAUGAUAAAAUUAAAGACCUCCUUAAUAUUGAUAUUGGAGGUAGUUCAUCAGGAGAUUAA
Dama dama (fallow deer) is the source of this 972-nucleotide messenger RNA. It is a transcript of the gene SLC25A31, whose product is annotated as solute carrier family 25 member 31. Lineage: Eukaryota; Metazoa; Chordata; Mammalia; Artiodactyla; Cervidae. Gene Ontology annotation, molecular function: ATP:ADP antiporter activity. The transcript is spliced from 6 exons. The record is from RefSeq and is a predicted model, not a curated record. Bases 1 to 972 code for a protein of 323 amino acids. Gene Ontology annotation, biological process: mitochondrial ADP transmembrane transport; mitochondrial ATP transmembrane transport. Gene Ontology annotation, cellular component: mitochondrial inner membrane.